Chelmon rostratus (copperband butterflyfish) is the source of this 1904-nucleotide messenger RNA. It is a transcript of the gene ppp1r14aa, whose product is annotated as protein phosphatase 1, regulatory (inhibitor) subunit 14Aa. NCBI's taxonomy places the organism in Eukaryota, Metazoa, Chordata, Actinopteri, Chaetodontiformes, Chaetodontidae. Gene Ontology annotation, cellular component: cytoplasm. Gene Ontology annotation, biological process: regulation of phosphorylation. The transcript is spliced from 4 exons. Gene Ontology annotation, molecular function: protein serine/threonine phosphatase inhibitor activity. The record is from RefSeq and is a predicted model, not a curated record. The coding region runs from base 1 to 501 and encodes 166 amino acids.
AUGGCAGCCGACCGGACCGGAACGACGCUUCAGGGACAUGACGACGUCCAUACAUCGGAUCUGGGAUUGACUCCGGAUCACGGCUGUAACAUCCCGAAGAGGCACACCCGGGUCACCGUGAAGUACAACAGGAGGGAGCUGCAGAGGCGGCUGGACGUGGAAAAGUGGAUCGACGAGAGCCUGGAUCGGCUGUACUCGGGUCAGGAAGGUGAUAUGCCAGAGGAGGUAAACAUUGAUGACUUGAUUGACCUGCCUAAUGAUGAGGAGCGUGUCAAAAAGUUACAGGAGCUUCUUCAAAAGUGCAGUAACAACACAGAGACCUUCAUCAGAGAGCUGGUGACAAAGCUGGAGGGAGUUCACAAGCAGGAAGAGUUGCAGAGUGAAGGCAUUGAGCAUCCGGUCAUCUGCCACAGCCACUACCGCCAUGAACCGUACCAUUUUAACAACCCGCACCAACACCACCACUUUCACCACACCCAAAGCCAAAACCCGACCCUCUGACAACCCAGACACACGCUCACACACACUGUCAUGACAUAAAAACAAAAAUCUCUAGGAAGAAAAAAAUCUUCUCUAAAAUUUGCCAGCCUUUUCACAGAAAUUUAGAUGAGUAGAUUGAUGCCACUCUUGUGUUUGUACACAACACAUGAACCUACAGCCAUGGGGCAAUUUACCUAGCUUAGCACAAAGACUGGAAACACUGGAAAACAGCUAUUCUGGUUCUGUCCAAGUGCAACAAAAUCCACCUACCAGCAGCUCGAAAGCUCACUAAUUAACACAUUAUAUCUUGUGGGCUUGUUAAAACAAGACUCCAGGAAGUCACUGCAACUAGCCCAAAAAUAGGCUGUUACAUAGCCGGCCAUAAAACCACAAUAUGUCAUUUUUACACUUUAGUUUUUUUAAUGAUUCAACAAGCAGGAUGUAAACAAGAGGUGUUAAUUAGAGAGCUUUAGAAGUGGUGGUUGGCAGAUUUUAUUACUUGCAUAUAGUUAGGCUAGCUGCUUCUUCCUGCUCACAGUCUUUACACAAAGCUAAGCUAAUGGCUGUUUGCAGUAGCCUUAUAUUUAACAGACACAUAUGAGCGUGGUUUCAAUUAGAAAAGCGUAUUUCCCCAAAUCAAACUUUAACCACUUAAAGCAACAGAUCAAAUUGGACGAUAAUUGGCCAAGACAUGAAAUAGAAAUAUAUUUUGAACUCAAAAGCUUAUCGAAGAGCAAGGGUUUCACUGUCAAGAUCCCAUUUAGCACAAUUAGUAAUUACAUAGGAAGAAAUACAUCAUAUAAAUAUCAUUUUUUCCUCUCACAGUAAGCCUGUCCCUUAGAGACCUUUAAUUUGCAGCAUCAAAACACGUGACUAGUACUUUUACUUGACUGGAAAAAUGUGUCACUACCUUGCUCUUACAAUUAUUAUUAUUACUCUCCAUGUACACAUAGUUGGAUGCAACAGUUUCUGGCACUAUUUGAAGUAUCUGAUGAAAGUAGAAGGAGUAGAAAGGUGAAUUUUACACAUCACAAUCUUUUUUCAGUUCAAGAUUGAACUGUACUGUGACACAGUUACAGUACGUUCGCCCUUCCACUGACUGCAUCAGCAUUUUACCUGCACCACUUUCUAAUAACACUGCUAGAUUAGAUGCACUUAUUUAACAUCUGUUAAAUUAUAAAGGUCAUGAAUGUUAUUUAUUGUCAAGUUUACAGGAAAUGGAAAUACAUUGAUCCAACAUAGCAAUAUAAUGUAACCCAGGAAAUAAUCUUGUUGCUUUGCUUACACACUGUAGCUUUUUAAAUAGUUCACUGUCAUUCAUCCCAUCUGUUUUUGAGAUGUAUAGCUACAGUUUAAUUUUUGGUUCUGCAAAGAGAUACCAGUCCUUUGCAACAAUUGCCAAUAAAACCAUUUCUUUCACUAUG